CCGAAUUAGCUACUGCCGUGUGAUUGCAUUUUGGAUUCUGAGGACUAGAAUCUGGCCAAUAAAGACAUUUUUGGUAUUGUAAGUGGGCGGUGGAGAUUAGAGCUAGCUAGACGACGGCCAGCACGUGCAAUCCUCCAUUGCUCAGCGCCACAUUUGUUUUUGGUCUCUCUGCUGUUACUUCUCUUCGAUAUAAACCCUCACACCGCGCCACUACCAUUACUAGCUUUUCUUCUAAGCCACACUCUCUGCUUUGCUUUCUGCCAAGCUUUUGUUUGUUAGUUGUUGUUGUUAUUGGAGAAGGGAGAAAGCAGAGAAUGGGAAAAGAAAUGGAGUCUUUCCAGCUGAACACCGGGGCUAGUAUCCCGGCGGUGGGGCUGGGGACGUGGCAGGCUGCACCUGGUCUUGUUGGCGCCGCCGUUGAGGCUGCCGUUAAAAUUGGGUACCGCCAUAUCGACUGUGCUCAAGCGUACGGCAACGAGAAGGAGGUGGGAGCUGUUCUGAAGAAGCUUUUCGACGAGGGCGUGGUGAAGCGCGAGGAUUUGUUCAUUACUUCCAAACUCUGGAACGCUAACCAUUCACCAGAAGAUGUCAAGGCUGCGCUGGAAGGAACUCUUCGUGACCUGCAGAUUGACUAUGUAGAUCUAUACCUGGUAAUUGCUUUGUUUCCGGAUAUCCACUGGCCGGUUAGAUUCAGGAAGGGGGCAGUUGGGUCGAAGCCCGACAACGUUGUGGCAGCCGAUAUCCCGGAGACGUGGAGGGCGAUGGAGGCGUUGUACGAUGAGGGGAAAGCUCGAGCGAUUGGAGUGAGUAAUUUCUCGUCCAAGAAACUUGGGGAUUUGAUUGAGAUUGCUCGCAUCCCUCCGGCUGUGCUUCAGGUGGAGUGCCACCCUCAUUGGCAGCAGCCUAAGCUCCACGAGUUCUGCAAAUCCAAGGGGGUUCAUCUUACUGGAUAUUCACCAUUGGGAUCCCCUGGCACGGUGUGGUUCACCAUGGAUGUACUGAAGAACCCAAUCUUGAACAUGGUUGCGGAGAAGGUGGGCAAAACUCCAGCCCAGGUGGCCCUGCGUUGGGGGCUGCAAAUGGGUCACAGUGUGCUUCCCAAGAGUACUAACGUGUCGAGGAUCAAGGAGAACUUGGAAGUCCUUGAUUGGUCUAUCCCAGACGAUCUGUUCGCUAAGCUGUCAGAAAUGGAGCAGGCAAGGCAGCUGAGGGGGACUCAAUUCGUGAACGAGGCGGUGCCUGGGCACCACAGCAUUGAGGAGAUAUGGGAUGGAGAGCUCUAAGUUACAAGGUUGAUGGGGGCUGGGAGGGAAAACAAGAAAUAGCCUCUCACUUGAUUGACUUGUAUCAUUUAUCGUUGUUUCUGUCCGUGUUUUUCUUUCUCUGCAAACGUGUAUCCUCAAGUCUGGACGGGGCAACUCACUGUUGGAAUAUUUUGAUAUCUACUAGUACUACCCUUCCAUUCUGUCAUCCUUGCUUUGCGCAUAUGAAUCAUGCUCAUCUUCUCUCCAA
Linum tenue is the source of this 1512-nucleotide messenger RNA. Lineage: Eukaryota; Viridiplantae; Streptophyta; Magnoliopsida; Malpighiales; Linaceae. The record is from the annotation of a GenBank genome assembly.